ACGGUCACGAUAAUGUAGUAAAUCAAUAACACGUGUAAAAAAUAUUUUAUGAAGCUAGCGACACCAAGAUGGGGAUUUUGGUGUCAAUUUAUCUAUGAUACCAGUAUUUAUUCAAACUAAUAAGAUGGUGAUCCUUGCAGUUGAAGAUACAUUGUCCGAACUUAAAUAAUUUGAGUAGUUUAAAGGAUUGCAAGGAAAGAAUUAUGUUCGUGGCAGUGGAGAUGGUUGACACUGUCAGAAUCCCCCCAUGGAAUUUCCAGCGGCAGUUCAAUGAAGCCAUAGCCGAAGAACUCAACAAGAAAUUGGCCAAUAAGGUGGUUUACCAGGUUGGCCUCUGUAUCUGUUUGUAUGACAUCACAAAACUGGAGGAUUCCUACAUAUUUCCAGGUGAUGGAGCUUCCCACACCAAAGUCCACUUCAGGUAUGUUGUGUUCCACCCUUUCUUGGAUGAGAUUCUUGUUGGAAAGAUCAAGUACUGCAGUCAAGAAGGAGUACAUGUCAGCCUAGGAUUCUUUGAUGACAUCGUCAUUCCCCCAGAGUCCCUACAGCAGCCUGCAAAAUUCGAUGAAGCGGAGCAGGUGUGGGUGUGGGAGUAUGAGACGGACGAAGGGGCCCAUGACCUCUACAUGGACCAAGGUGAGGACAUCCGCUUCCGGGUCACAGAUGAAGUCUUCCUGGACACGUCGCCCACAGGCCCUUCUGCCGCAGCAACCGACACCCCUGCAGCUCCAGGAGCAGAGGAGGGUGGCCAGAAGAAAGAGGCCCCUUACACACUGCUAGGUACCAUUAGCGAGCCAGGCUUGGGCCUCCUGUCCUGGUGGAACAGCUAGCGAAAGGAGAGACCAUUACAGUAGAGCAAACAGGGGAGACAGCUGUCAAGUAUUCAUCCCACCUGCUGGACAUACACCUUCUUUUUGGACUCUUCUCAGUCACUCCUCCCAGGUUGUGACUUUAACACUGGAGAAACAGGACUCUGUGAAGUGUCCACAAGGCUAAUAGACACAGAACUUUGGGCUCAAGUAGAGGAGCCAGGAUUCCCAUAAUAGGAAUGGCAGACCCAAGGACAAGGGACCAGUAGCAAGGAUUUCUAAUAGAGCACACAGGCCGGGGACCUGGAGAACUGCCUCACUUGCAAAGGUGUAGAUCCACUUCCCCCUGUAUAUUGUAAAUACUACCACCAUAACUGUUAACGUACCAGCAGUUACACCCGGUGCACAUGACCGUAAGAAAGACUGACUAAAGGGCCCCAAUUGGCCUAUUUAGUGUCACCAUGUAGUCUGUGAGUGUUCAGUUGAACAAAUAAUGGAGUGAGCCUAAAUAUACCAUUGUGUGUUGUCUUUUUGACCAGUAUAGUGUUUCAUCAGUGAUAAUUUUUGUUUGCAUGAUUUUGAGUUGGGUUAUUUAAGUAAUAACGCCCAAGGAGGUGAUGGUAUAUGGCCAAUAUACCACGGAUCUCAGGCAUGACGCAUCGCAGAGUAUUGGCCAUUUUUCACAAAGCCCUGAGGUUUUUUAUUGGUAUUAUAAACUGGUUACCAAUGUAAUUAGAGCAGUAAAAAUACAUGUUUUGUCAUAGCUGUGGUAUAUCAGCCAUAUACCACAGAUGUCAGCCAAUCAGCAUUCAGGGCUCGAACCACCCAGUUUAUAAUUGUGUAUAGGACAUGUAUCCCAAAAAUAUCAUACAAUUACUGUCCUUGGGAAGGGUUGUUGUGAACCCACAAGCACUACACCUCACUGUAAUUUGUGUAUUUUCAGAGUUGGUCCUCUGAAGCCGUUUUUGAUGAAGCGUAGAAGCCAUAUUCUUCCAGCCUAAAUGAAUGUAUCAUAUUCUGAUCUUGAUUUUGGUUAUUUUUACUUACACCAUUUCAUGAAGGAAUACAUCAGUAUGGUUUACAAUACGAACACGUACUUGUUUAAUGUAAUAACUGCUUUGACGCGUAUGGGCAUAGCAGUCUUGUUAUGCCAACAAAUUUGUCGGCAAACACACAUCACAAACAUCACGCCCAUUCUCCCGGCUACGGUGUAAUCUCAGCCAGCGGCAGCUGCGCAGUUUCAACAACACACCGCAAAUUCCGCGCGACUACGCGUAUUUACUGUUAUUUAUUUAAUGUUAUAUAAUAGUAACUGACAAGGCACACACCGUCCUCUACCGACAAAACGGACUCUAGCAAUGCAGUAAGUAGACCGAUGUUUAAAAAACAAAACAAAUUAUUGUACAAAUAUUCAAGUACGGGUAUGCCAGCUAUUGUUUGGAUUGUAGAAAAUCUGUAUCGCCUAUUCAUUAACGUGUGACAGCCUUUUUGACCAAAGUAUAGGCUAAAGGAAAUGUAUGAUAAUGACAACUAUUGGCUAUAGAAUACCUUUGACGAGGCUACUCAUCCUCUCAUCCCUAUAGCGUCUCUGUUUGCGCGCUCCGACUUUUCGAAUGUUGUGGAAAUUAGAAAAAGUCGGAUGAUAUGCGUGUUUAUUACAUAAUAAUUUGGCAAUGCAAACUGGUCAUUCAUUUAGCCCGAAAUGCACGCCUCCGCAACAUGACGAAUCAUACAAUGUUAUGAAUGUCUCACGUAGAGGGAUUUUUCUUGUGAUAUUUAGACACGUUGAGCCGAGUCAAUUGACUAUUUCAGAUAUUUAAUUCUGAUGUAGCCCAGAGAAGUAUCCAGAGAGAUAGACUUAACUGUUUCUCUCUUUUAAUUUUAACUUUAUAAAAACGGUGUUACAAUGUUGGUGUUACAAUGUAGCAGCCCUAAUGUUUUGGUUUGCAGUCAUUAUCCAACGCUUUCCCGUAUUGCAUGCUGACGUCAGAAACACACAGCUAGCGUUUUGCCAGCAGCUCUGUCGACGGCGUUCUCAACAUUCGAGCUGUCAGAGCUGUCUGUUUUACUGUAACCUUGAUGAUGCAGGCAGAGCGAAAGAAUGUAACCAUCUUAAACCAUGCAAAGCCAUCUUGGCCUUGGAGUGUGUGCUGUGUCCUAUCUUAUUGCGUGCACAUGCCAUCAAUAUGCACCACCAUGUCUUGGCACACAAUGGCUGCUUUAUUAAAAAAUAUAUAUAUAUAUUUAACCUUUAUUUAACUGCUUUUGUUGCAGCAAUUCCUAAAGCUGUGCUCCUCUUGAGCUUGAAGGACUUGAUACAUAAUGUAAACAACAGUCAUAUAUCUAAGUUGAGCCUGUUAUUGUUUGUGGGCAGACUUAGGAAUGGUUGGCAGUUGAAAUGUAUGGCAUUUGAAAGUAAAAAUUGUCUGUAAUGAA
Salvelinus fontinalis (brook trout) is the source of this 3245-nucleotide messenger RNA. RefSeq names its product DNA-directed RNA polymerase III subunit RPC8-like. Bases 204 to 830 code for a protein of 208 amino acids. The record is from RefSeq and is a predicted model, not a curated record. Gene Ontology annotation, cellular component: RNA polymerase III complex. The transcript is spliced from 7 exons. Gene Ontology annotation, molecular function: DNA-directed RNA polymerase activity; DNA binding. Lineage: Eukaryota; Metazoa; Chordata; Actinopteri; Salmoniformes; Salmonidae. Gene Ontology annotation, biological process: transcription initiation at RNA polymerase III promoter; DNA-templated transcription.